AUGAGUGCAUAAUAGAAGCAGACUUUUGAAGCAUUUUAGGUGAAUAAAGAAUUAGUGGCAAUAUUCACUGAAUAAGCUGUAGGAGCUAAAAGAUUGUAAAUACUAAAAUGGAUUAAAGACUUGGUAGAGAAGCCAAAACAUGCCCAUAAAGAAGAGGAAAAAUUAAAGGGUUUAUUUGUAGAAGAAGCAGUAAUCUAAGAAAUUACUAAAGGAGAUACUGAAUUUCGCAUUAAUUAUUUCAACAAUAUGCUCCAACAAAUUUUAGAAGAAUUCAAUCAAUCAAAAGUAAAGGAAGGUAACAUAUAUAUGCGCUCAUUAACACUUAAGCGUUGGAAAGAAAAGAAAGUACGCUUAGACGAGAUAAAUAAAUAAUUUGUUGUACUUUCAAAAAAGAAGCAAAAGUAGCUUAAUCUCAACACUUACUCAGUUAAAUGGGUAGGGUAAAAGAAAGAAUACUAAGCUUUCGCUCUCGAUUCACUUUCUCCAUAGAAUAAAUAUAAAUAGUUGCUUUUUGGAUGGGUCAAUUUUGAUGGAGCUCGUUUAUGGCACGAUAGCAUUUUGCGCCUAUUAAGUAAGCAGCUCCUUGAUAAUAAUUUAAUUCCUGAUAGGUUGGGAGUUUAAUCAGUUUAAGUUAAAUCUUCUUAAGACCUUUUUGGUGAGAGCUAAGUAAAUAUGCAAAAAUAAUAAGAUUCCGAAGACACUUAAGGAAAGAGAAGAGCUAGUCUAUAGCUGAAUUUAAAAGAGGAAUAGCUUGAGAAAGCAGAGAAGCCUACAGAUUCUCUUUAACUUAGCAUAUAGCAUAAAGCAACUAAAAAAGAAGAAUUAAAGUCAUCUUCUUAGUAGCAAGAAAUUUCCUCCUCAUCCAAAAAUAACCUUUAAGUUGCAGGAGAAAAGUAAAUCUAAAACGAUGUUUCUUCAUCUCCAUCAUCCAAAUAGCAACAAUAGAUUGUAGUUUCCAGUUCUUCUUCUCCUAUGCAAAAAUAGGGUACAGAAAAACCUGAAAAAAUGCAACAAAUUUAGAUAGAUCAAAGCUAGGCCUAAAAAAGACAAUAAGAAUAACAGUAGUAAUAAUAACAGCAACAAUCUUAAUUGCUAAAGCCACAAAUAUAAUAGCAAUAACUAAAUAAUUAAAGAAUUGAAUCAAAAUCACCUUCUAGAAAUACAAACUCUCCUUCUCCUAUCAAUAAAGACAACAAUACAUAAAGAUAAAUACAAAAAACGGAAGAGUAAAAGUAAAUUUUAAAACAUAGAGUAGAUUAAGCUCUUCAAUAGUAAACUUUAGCACAGAGCAUUGACGUAGAUUAAUACUUAGAGCAUAUUGAUGAAAUAAAAACACCUUAAGCAGUUUAAUAAUUUUUAAACUCUUACAAAUUAGAAAUGAUGGCAGAUGAGAGAGAUUUCAAAAGCAUAAGCUUUAAUAAUGGAAUGAGUUUGUUGUAAAGCACUGAAGAUCCUCGCAGAUUUAAGAUUUUCUUGGCUUUCUAAGGUGUUUCUGCUUUUGAAAUUUUUAACUCAAUUUGUAAUGUUGACGACUACAGCAAGUGGAAUGGCAAUGUUGCUGAAACUAAAGUUCUUAAUAUAAUGAAAAAUGAGCAAACAUGCAUAAUUUAUUAAAAGCAUAAGGGUAUUGGAAUUAUGUAUCGUCCUCGUGAUUUCGUUUACUUAAGACAUGCCUUCGUCAAAGACUAAUCUUAUUAUUUGAUUGAUAAAUCUAUAGAAUAUGAUAGUAUUCCUACUAGUAUGUCUAUUGUCCGCGGUGAAAUCGAACAUGUAGUAUGGUGCUUUAAAACUCAUAAGGAUGACGAAAGCAGAUCUUUAAUGAUUGGUGACUUUUAUUAUAACAAUUCAGGUUACUCUAACAAGGAAUAGGAUGCUUCUAUCACAUUCGCAUAUAUCAACAAUUUCUGUAAUCUGGGCUAGUUCAUAACUCAAAAGAGCUUCUAGAAGAGCAUAAAAAUCAACAUGUUUGACAUAGGAGAUUUAACCGUAAACAGGAAGACUUAAAAUGAAAAGGGACGCAAGCAUAAUGUAUUAGAAUCUGUUUAGUAGUCUUAACUUUAUAAAUCAAUCGAUCCUAAUAAUGUGUUUUAAAGCAUACAACUCGACUCUUAACAGUUGCCUUAUUAGCAAUAGUAUUCUAUAGUUAUUAACUAAAAUAAAAUAAUGACCAAAAUUGAAGAAAACUAAGAGGAAAAUAUACCUACUUCUAGUUAAAUUAGCAGCAAGACUGAGCUUGAAUAAAUUGAAUAAGAAGAAAAAGAAAUAGUUAAAAAGAUUUAUGAAGAAGAAGAAAUUCAAAACGCAGAAUUAAAUGUAGAGAUUAGCAAAUUCUGUGAGGAAAUUCAUAAGGACGAUAAUAAAAAAUCCAAAAAUAUUAUUGAAGAAUCUCAAGCACUCAUUGAACAAUAGUAAGAAAUAAAUAAGCCUGGAAAUAAAUUAGCUGGUAUGACUAUUCCUUAAAUUAUUGAAUUUGUUAAUUAGAAUAAGCAUUGGAAGAUAUGUCUUGACUAGAAGUUUAAUAUGGGCCGCAUUGACACUAAACCAUAAUUUAUUACAUCAGAUCCUGAAAAGGGUCACUAUUAGUUUAAAAAAGAUUGGGAACGUGAUUUAAAAACUGGCAAGUUCAUUUUUUUAAAUUAAGAGAAAAUUAACACUUAAAAAAAAGUUAUAUCUUUCAUAUUAUCAAAAAUUGGUUCCAAUAUUUUAAGCGGUAAAUCUAUAACCAGUAUUUCACUGCCUAUUGAUAUUUUCGAACCUCGUUCUAAUUUAGAAAGAUUCGCUUACAGUUGUGCAUUUGCUCCAAUUUACUUAAAGAAGGCAGCUGAGCUAACAGAUCCAAUUGAAUAAAUGAAAAAUUGCGCUAUUUAUCUUGUUACAACAACUAUUAUGUACUUAGACUUAGAAAAGCCUUUUAACCCCAUUUUAGGAGAAACUUAUCAAGGUCGUUUAGAUGGCUAUCCCUUUUACGCUGAAUAAAUUUGCCAUCAUCCUCCAAUUUGUGCUUAUUCUUAUUAUACAGAUUCAUACAAACUAACAGGCAGUUUAGAAAGUAUCGCCUAAAUGCAUGCAAAUUCUGUUACUGGUCUUAACUAAGGUAAUGUCUUUGUAAAAUUCCAUAAAACCGGAAAUGAAAUUGGUUUAAUCUAGGCUCCAGGUAGUCUUAAUGGCACAGCCUUUGGUACUAGAUACAUGUCAGUUGAUGGUAAAUACCUUGCUUAUGACAUUAAAAAUAAACUAGUAUUAGAUAUUAAAGUCAACCCUGAUAAGAAAGGUUUCUUCAAAAGUGCUGGUUGCACAAUGGACUAUAUGGCUGGUGGUAUUUAUAGAGUAAAUGAUAAGUUUAUAGCUAAAUUGAAAAGCUUGCAUCCCCAUUAUUAUAAAUUCUAAGGCCUUAACAUGAAAGAAGAUGUGGUAGAAUAAGUCUCUACAAUUACAGGUAUUUGGAAUAAAGAAAUUUUUAUUGAUGAUGUUAAAUGGUUUGAUAUUGAAAAUCCAUUCCCAUUUAAGUUAGAGCAUGAACUAAAUCCUAUUCCCAGUGACUGUAACUAUCGUCAAGACAUCUUAUACCUUAAAGAUCGCAACUUAAAAGAUGGAUAAACCUACAAAGAGCUGUUAGAAAAUCAUCAGCGUGCCGAUCGUAAACUUAGAGAAAAAGCUCAUGAAUAAAGAAAGAAAAACAUGAAGAAAAAGAAAUGA
Messenger RNA from Tetrahymena thermophila SB210, 3696 nucleotides. Its product is annotated as oxysterol-binding protein. Lineage: Eukaryota; Ciliophora; Oligohymenophorea; Hymenostomatida; Tetrahymenidae. Gene Ontology annotation, cellular component: cytosol; intracellular membrane-bounded organelle; membrane. The record is from RefSeq and is a predicted model, not a curated record. Gene Ontology annotation, molecular function: sterol binding. The transcript is spliced from 5 exons.